Chara braunii is the source of this 1545-nucleotide messenger RNA. Lineage: Eukaryota; Viridiplantae; Streptophyta; Charophyceae; Charales; Characeae. The record is from the annotation of a GenBank genome assembly.
CGGUUGAGGACUUCUAGUGGUUGCCUCUUCCCUCCACCAGUUCUUUGCCAACGCCGCAUUGCAACGCCCUAAUGGCACAUCUGCGUGAAUACUUGCACGCUGCAGUACCACCUCCGUCGACGGACGACAGAGUAGCGGUUGUUGACCUUCGUAGCUAUCUUGGGAAGAUCGACCGCGAGAACGCAACGCAACGGUACGUCGACAUCGACGCGCCGCUCCUCUACAUCCGCAUUCAGAUCGGAAAGGCGACCUGCGGUGCCUUGAUCAAUUGUGGAGCGACUCGCAAUUACAUCAGCCAAGACUUUAUGGCACACACUGGGCUUGGCCCACACGUUCGAAAGAAAAGUCAGCCCACGGACGUCACGUUGGCCGAUGGUCAUAUGCAAAUGUCAAUUGACCGCUGCAUUGACUCCGUGCCCGUGUACUUUGCCCCUCUAGCAUGCGAGGCCGUGUCAUUCGACAUAUUGGACACUAAGUUCGAUAUGAUCUUAGGCAUGCCGUGGCUGCAAAGCGAAGACCAUCCGGUGAACUUUUUCCAGCGCAACGUUCACGUUCGUGAUCGGCGUGGUGAACUAGUUCCGUGCAUGGUGCCACUUCCUCAUCCUUCGAUUGGCUAUUACGUGGUCUCCGUGGCGAGCAUUCGUCAAUCCAUCCGGCGGAACGACAUCGAGGAGAUGAGCGUGUGUUUUCUUCACGCCCUCCCACCCAGUGAUCUGCCCAAAACGGGCACAUCGGACCCACACAUCAUUGAGCUUUUGGACAGCUAUGAGGAUGUCUUCCAAGCUCCCCCCGGAGUAGUACCGGAUCAGCCCAGACACCACGGGAUCACUCUCGAGGAUGGCGCCGUACCUCCGCGCGGAUGUAUUUACCGCAUGAGCGAAGAGGAGCUUCAAGUGCUACGGGCACAACUAGACAACCUCUUGGCCAAGGGCUGGAUUCGCCCUAGUUGUUCGCCAUACGGUGCUCCCAUUCUCUUCGUCCACAAGAAGAACAAGGACCUUCAUUUGUGUAUCGAUUAUCGGAAACUUAACGCGCAAACGAUCAAGAACGCCGGCCCUGUCCCUCGGAUCGAUGAUCUUCUCGAGCGACUAGGCGGCCCCAAGUACUUCUCGAAGCUUGACCUCAAGUCCGGAUAUCACCAGAUCGAGAUCCAGCCAAGAGAUCGGUACAAAACCGCAUUCAAUACACGGUAUGGGCACUUUGAGUGGAUCGUCAUGCCUUUCGGUCUCACUAAUGCCCCGACUACUUUCCAAGCGGCUAUGACGACGGAAUUCCGUGACCUGCUCGACCGCACCGUACUUAUUUACCUUGAUGAUAUCUUGGUUUAUAGUUGGUCGUUGGACGAGCACCUCGAGCACCUUCGCGCCAUUUUGGAGCGACUCCGUAUCGCCAAGUACAAGGAAACCCGCGACAAGUGCGAGUUUGCCCAGCAAGAGCUGGAGUACUUGGCCAUUACGUUACGCCGCAAGACAUUUGACCGCUCACGGACAAAGUAAAAGCCAUUCAAGAUUGGCCGGACCUCGCGUGUACUAUCAACAUCCGCUC